AUAAGAUAAUCCUUAUCACUGUUAGUUGCAAAUAAGCUAACCACAUACUUUAUCUUCAAGAAUGGGUUUACUUGUGCUCACUGCAGCUUACGUUCUGGUGAUUUCUUUGGUUGUAACAGACGCGGAAGCAGAAAGGAAUGUAAAGGAUAUGAUUAAAAAUAAUAGUGAUGGUCCAAAAGAACAAUAUUUUAAUCAAGACUUCGAUACACACACUUAUAACUAUGGAUACAACGUUGGAAUACAUAGUCAAUUUCAUCAUCAAAACCAAGGACUGGAUGGCAUCACAUACGGAUGUUAUGGUCAUAUAAAUUCCCAUGGAAAUCUAUCAGCAAUUUUUUAUGUAAGUGAUGGAUGGGGAUAUCGAGUAGUUCGUCCUGAAGAUGAAGUUAAAAUCUUUAAUUACAAAUGUCAUGCGACACCCAGGCAACAGUGUCAUGAUCAGAUUCAACAUUUUCACCAGCACGGCGUCUCCACUGCUUGGAAAGAUGUACAUUUUCCAUUGAGUUGUAGAAAAUAUAAAGCGCCACCUAUCGCGCAACAACCACACCCCCAAGGGGCGAUGUGGGGGAACUGA
This is a messenger RNA of Belonocnema kinseyi, 574 nucleotides long. RefSeq lists its product as uncharacterized. NCBI's taxonomy places the organism in Eukaryota, Metazoa, Arthropoda, Insecta, Hymenoptera, Cynipidae. The transcript is spliced from 4 exons. Bases 62 to 574 code for a protein of 170 amino acids. The record is from RefSeq and is a predicted model, not a curated record.